This is a messenger RNA of Oldenlandia corymbosa var. corymbosa, 4530 nucleotides long. The record is from the annotation of a GenBank genome assembly. Lineage: Eukaryota; Viridiplantae; Streptophyta; Magnoliopsida; Gentianales; Rubiaceae.
GUACCAUAUGACUGAAACCCCAUAUAUCCUACUGUACACAUUUGUGGUUCUGGGAAUGGAACUUUUUUUCCCAGAACAAAAUGCAUGUUUUGCGCCACGAGAGAUGGAGAACAAAAAACAUGAUUAACAUCAUCUAAUUGCAUUUAAGUUGAUUAUAAUUUUUUUAUGUGGUAAAUGUAAAUCAAUCUUCAUUUGUACACUUUCUCAUUUAGCAUCCUGCAGUAGUAGUUUUCUUUACACUGGUGGGGUUACUUUUUAGCCAUUACUUUACCAAGUUCCCCUUUAAUUUCAGUGACUAUCAAUUUGCUUUUUCAUUUUUUUUUUUAAACUUUUAUUUCAUCUGUUCUGGGAUCCUCAUUAACUACUGCUCUGUUUUCCCACUUCUGUUUCUCUCUGUUUCCCUCACUGCACUCACACACACACACACACACACACAGAACGGGUUAGCAAAUUUCUCAUUUUUCCAGCUGAUGAGUGAGGAAAUUGGAAAAGGGGUGCUAGAUAGUACUACUAAACUUUAGUUCUUUUACAUUGGUCCCUGUUUACACUCCCAAAAACAUCAUCAUUACUGCGCAUCUUCCCAUAUUCAUCACCAAUCUACCAAAGUCACUAAAACACCCAAUAGUGCCACCAUCUUUUUUUUUUUUUUUUCUCCACCUAUAAAACACCAACAGUGAGUGUGAAUUCUUUAAAUUCUACAACUCAUUCAGAUCACCUUUGAAACUCAAGGGCUAGUCUUGAUUUGUGAUGUUAUGGCGGCAGACACAGAAUCUGCCAUGACAGAGACUAAGAAGGUCAUCAACCCAAGAGUUGAAAUCGAUACUUCGCCACCCUUUGAGUCGGUUAAGGAGGCCGUUGACCGUUUUGGUGGUGGUGGUCCUUGGAUUCCCCAGCACUUGCUUCCUCUGGCUACUCACCAGAAUGGGACUGAACAUCUAGUUGACAUGGAUAAAGUGGAGGAGCAAGCUGCUCAACUAGAGAAGGAUCUCAUGAUGAAAGAGCAGGAAACGCUUAAUGUCUUGAAGGAACUGGAAGCCGCAAAAAGGUUUGUUGAAGGCAUUAAGUUGAAUUUCAUUCAAGAAGUGUCUGCUUUAAUGGGAAGUCCUGAUCUGAAGCCACAAGGCCAGAAUUCAACAGAGCAGAAUUUGAGCAUGUGCCCUGCUGUGUCACCUGGUUUAAUUUCCAUGGAGUUGAACCAAGCUAAAAUGAGCCUCAACCAAACGACCACAAAUCUUGCAGUAAUUCGAGCUUCCGUUGAGUCAUUAAAUCACAAAAUGAGGGUUGAAACCCCUUCGGUUGAAAAGGGGAAUGGCGUAAAUGUCAAUAACUCUGCGAAACUAAUGCCUGCAAAUGAGGAUUUUGCGAAAUGCAGAGCGCUGCCCGAUGAAGAUCACCAAAAUUUUCGAAUUGUGAAGAACUCUGAUAGGUCGAUGGAUAUACUGAAGGAUGUUAAAGAAGUCAAUUUUGAGGCUGAGCAGUUCAAGAAAAUGACAGAGGCUUCUAGAUACGAGGUAAUGAAGGCAAUGUCAGAGAUAGAACGAACAAAGAAUAGUAUCAAAAUGGCUGAAAUGAGGCUAACUGCAGCCAGAAAGAUGGAAGAAGCAGCUAAGGCCGUGGAAGCUAUCGCUCUAGCUGAAAGAAGUGCCAUGUUAGAAUUCAACAACGCCCCAGAUGCGGUGUUUUUCAAUAAAUCAGGUGGAAUAACUCUAUCUAUUGAAGAAUACAACUCGCUUACUCACAAGGCUCAGCAAGCUGAAGAGCUUUGUAAGACUAAGUUUAUCGACUCAAACGCAUACUGUCGCAUUGAUGAAACAAAUCAACCAGAAGUGACCAUUGUCAAGAAGUUGGAGUCAACGACUAAAGAAACAAGAAGAAGCAAAAAAUCCCUGGAAGAGGCUAUGGUCAAUGAAGAUGAUUACGAUCGAAGAUAUGGUUUCAACCAAAACUGUGUUGGGCAAAAUGCUGAUGAAGAUGACCAAAUGGGGUACUAUACAGGGAACAAUUCUGCUAAAUUCAGGUUCAGGAAUUCCCAUUCAUCGGCCACCCAUAGAGGGUCUGAGCCAAUUGAUGAAAAUGAUCCAGAUGAAGCGAAAGAUAAAGUGUACAGGUCAACCAUUUCCAUCGGAGAUAUACUUAGCAGGAAACUCAUUCUACAAGAUGACAUUGUUGUGGGAAAGCAUGUGGAUAGCCAUGGUGAAAGAAGAGAAGUUUCGUUGAGCCAAAUGCUCAGGGAACAAAGUGGUCACAUAUUACAUCCGACAAGAUCUGCAAAAGAAACCAAUUUGGACAAGCAAUUCUACACUCAGAGGAAGAAGUUUGGAUUUAUUCAUGUUACAAUUCCCAGGCAUAGCAAGAAAAAGGCUCAGUUUUUAUAAGUUUUUGAGUAACCCGGCCAAUUUCAUUUUGUGUGUGUUAGGCUUUGCUUAUGUGUGUUUUUUACUUGGUUUGAGACUGUCUUUCAAGAAUCAAUUACAAUAACAGUGACGAUUGUGUGUGUAUGAUUCUACUCAUGAAAAUCAAAAUACGAUGUAAUGAAUUUCUGAUCAUAAGAAAACAAAUGUGAAGCACAAGAAGAAUGAACUGAACUUAGUUAUAUCCAGAAGAUAAUCUCAACAGAAACAGAAAACACCACCAGUUAGAAGGUUCCAAAAUGGGGGGUGCUUUGAAAGCAAAAAGAAAAACAAAACAAAACCCGAGCUAUAGAAUGUAAAGUUUGCGGCGUCCUGGAUUACAAAUGGCCUAUUCCUCUAUGAUCACCAGCUGUGCACUGGCAGGUACCUUCAGUAGUUCCAAUACUUGUUUUUGAGUUUGAGUAAUAUCAUCUCAAUUAUCUAGCUUAGGUUUAAACUUGAUACUUAAUUUCUCCGAACACUUGAAUAUAUGAACUAGGUCCACCGCAAACUCAAUUUGGUUCCUCUGAUCACCAUCCAUGUCCAUCAAUUCCAGCUCUUUCAGAUGCUUAUGAGUAUAUCGACUUAGCCAUACUUGAAUUGCUUUAGAUAAAAGUUUUGUGGGUACUAAAACACAAAGUGAGUAAGUUGAAAUUAAUUAAAGACCUAAUUGUCACGUUCAGGACGCAUACAGAACAAAUAUAGCGUAAAUGAUCUUAAAGAUAAUACUAUCAUCAACAUCAAACUAAAUGCUUAAAAAAUAUGCACUAGAAGGUAAGAAAAGUGUGUUACCUGGACAAACAAGGUAGACAGAAAAGGUAAUGCCCUAAUGCAUAACACAAAGGCGGUGAGCCAGGGGAGGUGAUGUCCACAAAUUAUGAUAACAAUGAUCAAUUCAAGUCGCUUAAGAUGUCGCCCCAAUUGACGGAGUCGACGAAAACAGCGUUCAAAACUCGAACUCGUCGCAAUACAGCACUGCAAAUUCAGGGCUAGUGUCUGCAGUUGAUACAAAUGGGCUUGAUGCUUGUUUUUACUUUUUAGCAGUGCAAAAAGAAUUGAAAUAUGAAUAGUCUAUGGUAAUCUCUGAGAGAAGAGGGACAUUCUGAAAGCCAAAGUGUGGAGACCAAUACAGAUUAGUGGGUAUUCUCUUAAACUCGAAGCACAAAAGAUUUGGGGCAGAAAUAUUCAGGGUUAUCAAAUCCCAACACUACCGAAUGCUCAAAGACUUGAGGGAUUCACUGGCCACAGUCAAUUGAGUUAAACCAACUCCACCUUGAAGAGAUCGUUGUUCAAGACAUUGACAAUUGGAUAAAAGAGAAUCCAUCCCCUUAUUGUCAAUGUUGAAUUGAACCAUUGUCAAGGAUGUUAAUAAACCAAAACAAGGCCCUGAACCUGAAAACAAGAGGCUCUCAAGAUCAGGAAAUUAUAUCGAGAGGUUGACAGUUUAGCGGCAUAGCGGCAUACGGCGGGGAGUAGCAAUAAUAGGAGGCACGGUCACGGUCAUGGUCACGGUGAGUUUAUAAGCAUUGGGGUGAGCUAAAAGCUGCAAGUCCUUAGAUUUCAAAAGAAUGUGACAAUUCGAGGAUUCAGACAUUUUUCUUUACAGCGACACAGAUCCAAUCAUUGAUAAAUUUGUCGAUGACAUUAGAUGGUGCCUUGAAACGAAUUAUGAACUUAUCCGCAUUAGGUGCUUGAUGUGAUGUGAUGGCCUCGGUUGCUUUCAUCAGGUCAUCUUCUCGGGACGACAUCGUUUUUGUCAAGAUCGAACACAAAAUCCAAGGAUGCAAAACGCCAUAAAUUUCUUCAUCUAUGGGAAAGGACACUGCUCCGACAUGCUUCCGCAAUAGGGAGAAAUAACAGAAUGAUCACAAUCAACUUUUCUGGCAAACUCUCGAUGGUGGGGAUCUCUCCCUUGCUACAUUUCUUGGACAUGAUGAAAAUUUUCCGGUGCCCGUCGCAGCCGUGGACAGUUGAUUAUGAACCUUCUUCUUAUUAAUCACGGGGCGUGGGUGCGCGGUGAGAUUCCCUUAAUAAACUUAGAUUAAUUAGGUUAAGGAUGAAAUGAAAGAUUGAACGGCAUGGCAUUAUGGCAAGUAUGAAAGAUUUUAGGUGAAUUGGUAAGAAUUAUCUUCAGAUUUAU